This is a messenger RNA of Clupea harengus (Atlantic herring), 1594 nucleotides long. Its product is annotated as histone deacetylase 2. Gene Ontology annotation, cellular component: NuRD complex. The record is from RefSeq and is a predicted model, not a curated record. Gene Ontology annotation, biological process: heterochromatin formation. Gene Ontology annotation, molecular function: histone deacetylase activity. NCBI's taxonomy places the organism in Eukaryota, Metazoa, Chordata, Actinopteri, Clupeiformes, Clupeidae.
UGCACCUGUGAGCGGAUGCCCACACGGUCUCUUUGCUCUCCCCGUGACACAGCUGGAGCGGUGAAGUUGAACCGGCAGCAGACGGACAUCGCCGUCAACUGGGCGGGCGGCCUCCACCACGCCAAGAAGUCUGAGGCUUCGGGAUUCUGCUACGUUAACGAUAUUGUCCUCGCCAUUCUGGAGUUGCUGAAGUACCAUCAAAGAGUGCUCUACAUUGAUAUUGAUAUCCAUCAUGGGGAUGGGGUGGAAGAGGCCUUCUACACCACCGACCGAGUCAUGACCGUGUCCUUCCACAAGUAUGGAGAGUAUUUCCCUGGCACAGGAGAUCUCCGGGAUAUUGGAGCGGGAAAAGGCAAAUACUAUGCGGUCAAUUUCCCCCUGAGGGACGGGAUUGAUGACGAGUCUUACGAGCAGAUAUUCAAACCUGUGAUGGCCAAGGUGAUGGAGAUGUACCAGCCCAGUGCAGUGGUUCUGCAGUGUGGCGCUGACUCCCUGUCAGGAGACCGGCUGGGCUGCUUCAACCUCACCAUCCGUGGCCAUGCCAAGUGUGUGGAGUACAUGAAGUCCUUCAACCUGCCGCUGCUCAUGCUCGGUGGAGGGGGCUACACCAUCCGCAACGUGGCCCGCUGCUGGACCUACGAGACUGCAACCGCCCUGGACACCGAGAUCCCUGACGAGCUCCCAUACAAUGACUACUUUGAGUACUUUGGCCCCGACUUCAAGCUGCACAUCAGCCCAUCCAACAUGACCAACCAGAACACCCAAGAGUACAUGGACAAAAUCAAGCAGCGUCUGUUUGAGAACCUGCGCAUGCUGCCCCACGCUCCGGGCGUACAGAUGCAGGCCAUCCCCGAGGACAGCAUCCCUGACGACGCCGUGGACGAGGACACAGAGGACCCAGACAAGCGCCUGUCUAUCCGUGCCUCCGAUAAGAGGAUAGCGUGUGAGGAGGAGUUCUCCGACUCUGAGGACGAGGGGGAGGGUGGGCGCAGGAAUGUGGCCAAUCACAAGAAAGGAGUCAAGCGAGCCCGUGUGGAGGAGGACAAGAAGGAGCCGGAGGAGAAGAAAGUUGAGGUGAAGGAGGAGGAGAAGCCUAAGGAGGCCAGCCCAGAGAAGACGGACACAAAAAGCGUGAAGAGCGAACAGACCAGCAGUACCUGAGCUGGCCACAAGGGGAUACCGCUCCACACUGGCAGGCUUGAUGGCAUCGGUGCCUCUUGCUUCACAGACCAGACUCAAUGCCCACAAGCAUUAUAUUUAUUAUUAAAAUGUGUGUCAUAGAUACAUGUUUGUUUUUGUAACAUGUUUUGUCUUUCUUUCCCUUUUCUUUCUCUCUCUUUGGUUGUUAUUCCAUUGUUUAUUGUGACGGUCCUUUUUAAUUCAUCUUGCCGCUUACAGCAUGAAAUUGCUGUCUAUCCAUUUGGAAGCUAAAUGUUUUUAAAUAGGCUUUUUUUUAUUUUUUGGAAAUGAAUUGUCUGUUUGUAUUGAUGUGUCCUAGAGAGAAUGAUGUGAUCGUUAGAAAUGAAACCUGCAAUGACUUCAUGUUUGUCUCAAAUUUGAUAUUUUGCAUUUACGUAUUAAAAUGUUUUUUAUA